Molecule: messenger RNA, 1440 nt
Organism: Manacus vitellinus (golden-collared manakin)
Lineage: Eukaryota; Metazoa; Chordata; Aves; Passeriformes; Pipridae
Product: C-factor-like
Exons: 7
Coding region: 60-827 (255 amino acids)
Source: RefSeq, a predicted model, not a curated record
CGCGCAGGUUGAGAACCGCGUGUGGCUGAGCCGGGACCAGCCGGGCCGAGCCGAGCAGCAUGGCCCAGCCGCGCUGCCGCUCCGUGCUCAUUCACCGGCUGCAGCGCGCGCAUCGGGCUGGGGCUGGUGCGGGGGCUCGCGGCCGCCACCCCUCCCCAGACUUCGUCCUGGCGACCUGCCGGGACCCCGAGAAGGCGGUCGCGCAGGAACUCCAGCAGCUUAGUAAGCAGUACAGCAAUGUCAAGCUCCUCCAACUGGAUGUGGUCUGUGAAAACAGCAUCAAGAAAGUGGUCAAGGAAGUGGAAGAAAUCGUGGGGGAGAAAGGGCUGAACUGCCUCAUCAACAACGCCGGCAUCAACGUGCUCGCCUCCUUGGAAGAGGUCACGGCAGAGACGAUGCUCACCAUCUAUGAAACCAACACUGUUGCCCAGCUGAUGGUCACCAAGGCGUUCUUACCCCUCCUGAGGAAGGCAGCCCAGCUGAGCACAGGAAUGGGCUGCCACAGAGCUGCUAUUAUCAACAUGUCCUCUCUCGCUGCCUCCAUGCAACUCGUCCAGGCAAAUGAGAUGUUCCUCAAGGUCUACCCCUACAGGAUAGCCAAGACUGCACUGAACAUGAUCACCAGGUGUCUUGCUGCAGACUUGAAAUCGGAUGGGAUUCUCUGUAUUUCUUUGCAUCCAGGCUGGCUCCAGACAGACAUGGGGGGAAACAUGGCUCCCAUGCAGGUGCAAGAGGCUAUCCCAGGUAUUCUCUCUGUUCUGGACCGUCUUGGUGAAAAAGAGAAUGGUUCCUUCCUGGACUGGCAAGGGGAAACUCUACCAUGGUAGAAGUGCACAGGUUACUACAGAAACAGCAUGUCAGCCACGCUCUAACCUCUCAUGUCUGUGUCUCUGGGGUUUUCUCACACACUAGUUGAAGUAGCCAGUCUGAUAUCCAGCCUCUCUAGGUGUCUUUGAAAAAUGAAGUGGCUGACUCUCUCACUCGGUAUUGCUACUGCUCUAUUCUAAUGCUUCCUGCAAACACUACUGUGCUCUUGGUGGUGGUGGGUAUCUCCUGGAACCACCUGAAAUGGAUUAAAACUUGCGAGUUAAAUCCAGGGGCUGGUUCCUCUUCACUUCCAAAACCAAAGUGGGCCUCUUGCUCUCUGCAGAGUUAAAUGACCUGACCUCAGAGCAAGGCCAGUGUAGGCUGUCAGAUCCCAGGACGCUCAGUCUGCUGGAGACACGUCUCCAGAAAAGAAGUCCUUUGGUUUCCUUCGGUCUUAACUGAGCCAAGGCUGAAAGUGCCCAGCUCUAAACCACGUGAAUUUGGUACUUCUGUAAAUUCCUUGGCAAACUGUCCCCAGGUUGACAGCAUACACCAGGCAUUGCUUUGUUCCCAGAGGGUGACUAACAUCCUGAUACGGGGGUGGGAAUGUUGUUUUGUACAUAAACUUCUGAA